CUAUUAAUAGGAAACUUUGUUUUGGUGCGAAUUAUAGUGUUUUGCCGCCGCUCUCGCGGUCAGACGAAAUCGCGUCAAGCUCGAUUGUUACAGUAAUGGCUGUACGCAUUGAGAACUAACUUUACGACUUGCUGUCGAAUAUAAUCAAAGGAAACAAGAAAAGCGAGCAAAAAAAUAAAAUAAAUAUUUUUUUGAAUAAAAUCGCGAUCUAGUUGAGUGCGUGUUUAUAUUUCGCGCGCUCCUACAGUGUUGCUAUUGACCAUAUUUAGUUGGCUGACAAGUAGGUCACAUUACCCGAUCACGACGGACUUUUGUUUGUUCUUCCUCUAUUCUGGGUUGUGAUCAACAUUUUGCGUUUUAUUUAUAUACGUGUCGCUGUGUUUUGUCGUCGUUGCGUCGCGGUGUACACUUAUAUGCAUGACAAAGUUCAAAGUUGGUCAGAGAGCUCUGCAUGGGAUAUGUUUUCAUUUGAAACAAACGACCAUAAUAAUACGAUGACACAAAUGUGAACGCGUGCACUUAAACCUCGACGCUACAAUGCGCGCGAUCUUUUCGCGAAUUGAAGUUUUAUUCCAAAAUUGUCGAUUUAACUCCAGUGUUUUCCUCAAAGGAAGAAAAAGGAAGUUGAAGUGGAGCUCGACUGUGACGCACUUCACCGGAGAGCAAACGCUGGCUAAUGGCCCGGCUUCUAUAGCGGAGACGCGGGGAAGCGGAGAGAACACCGGCGGCGGAGCGGUCUUGCGCCCCGAGCAGUUUGCCUUCCCUCAGCCGAGCGAUGGGGACCCGUUAAGGGGAGGGAUUUCCACGUCGAGUAGGUCACCGAUGUCCCGAACCUUCUCCAGGUCUUCUAGUGGCUAUUUUUCCGUCGACAGCGGUUCUGUGCCAAGUUCCCCUCUAAUGCCCAAUAUUUCCGAAGCGCAAGACGGCCAAAAUGAUGAAGUAUGGUUUGCCAACCCUAGCCACCAGCAAGCGCAGAUGGCAGCACCUGUUGGAGCCAUGCGACCGGAGGAAGUGUUCGUCGCUCGGGAGCUGCGGCGCAUUGGAGAUGAGUUCAACCGCCUGUACUUUCAGGGUGUUGGUGCAGGCGGGAACAACGCAGGCCAGCUACGUGCUCCGAACGAACAUGCCAUUAUAGUAUGGAUGAAUGACCUUUUCGGACGCAUAGUACAGAUAUUCCUACGACGAAGAUGAUUUACUGAAUCAAUGCCCAGCAGACAUGUAGCAGCAAAUCUUCUGACUGUAUAUAUGUACAUAAUAAGGGAUAACAGCUGUGCUGCUCUUCUGCAACCUCUCCGGGAUUCGGCGUCCCAUGGUUUUGGACCUGUUGGGAUGUGUGCACACCUGGAUGUAUAUCGAACAGGAACCCUUGGCCAUCCAUAGACUGUUUCCUGCGUUCACAUGGAAAGCUGAGCCAUUGGAUGCUGUGUUGACUUGACUCUGUUCGGAGGUUUCAUGGAACCUAAUGUAGAGUGUGGAAAACGUGCCUUCAUUGCCUGUUUGCCCUUCUCACAUCUUUUGUUCGUUUGUCUUUGUCGUUAUAAUUUUUUUACUCUGUCCUUUUCUUCCCUCGCCUCUUAUAUUUAUUUUUGACUGUAUUUAAUUUGUAAAUUUUUAUGUAUAUUUCAUGAACGUGGACGUUAGUCGGUCAAGCGGUGAUGUUAUUGGUUCUGCCUGUCCCUUGCGUGUUCACUGGCUCCAAGUUUGCACUUGCGUUUAUUUUGCAUAGUCUAUACAAAUGAAAUGGAAUAGAAUAAAAUUAUUUCCUUAUAUAGAUCACAUAUAAACAGUUUUCCAAAAUGAAAUUACAUCUGAUAAAUCUAUGAUUGAAAACAUGACGGAAAGCGUACACACAACGCAUCAUUUAGAAAUUUGACCCAUCUGUAUUGUCAAAACCCAUUUGCGUGAUGAUUUAUUUUUUGCCAGUCUUUGGCUUCCGAGCUGGGGAAAAACAUCAUCCCUGGCGCAGUGUAUCACCUAACUUCAAAGCCAAGUCUUCAAAGGUCCUUUCACAUGAUAUAGCCUCAACAUUUCCCAAUGCUAUUAAUUCUACAUAGCGAAGUUUCAAUUAUAAAACUUAAAGCUUAUGAAUAUUAAUUAUGUGACGUAAUGUUUGUUUGCACUGUUGUCCAAACUUGAUGUUUACCGCUUGCGCAUCGCCAAUUAAGGAAUGUAGUUCAUGUUGUUAGUUUUGAGGACAUCAACAAGCCCACGUACUAUAUAUACUGUAUAUACAGAGAGAGAGAGAAAUGAUGUAAUACCGUUUCAGUAGGAAAAUACAAUUAUUCUUGCGUUAAAAAAAAAAAGUGUAUUAAAGCCUUUUGUGAGUCAUGUGAAAGGACCUUAAAGGGGAUUGAUAACCUAAAAAGAAACUGAUAUUGAGAAGAAAGUUGGCCUUGGUCAUUACUCACUUCUAUUGUAUAAAAAAGAUGCAUUUAAAGUGACUGGUGAUUGAUACUAACAUUCUGCCUACUUGAAGGGGAGUAAACAAUGAAUUUUCAUUUUUGGGUGAACUAUCCUUUUAAUAAUGGAAAAUGAGAAUGAAGGUAAAUUUGGGGCGUAUCAUUUAUAAUUGUAUUACGUUUUUUUAAAAUCUAGAUUUAGGUCAAUACUAGGUUUCAAGAGGGAUUUGAGUGGAUUUUAUCAUUUGGUUGGUUGCUGCUGCAGAUAGCUUUCAUCCAAAGGGACUCCAUCAGAGUCAAAGGGAUCGUCCACAUGAAGUAACCAGAGUUAAAGUGCCUUCCAGAAGGACAGUGGUGGUAGAGCACAAUUUUAUUCCAAGAAACUCUAUGAUUUCUGGGUACACCAAACUUGGGAAUGAUUGUGCAACCCUUGUAGUUAGUUUACCACCAGCACACAUUACAACCACUGUUCAAUACCAGCCUUACCCCUUAAAACUGGCCUGUUGAAACUUACCUUUAACAAGCCUCAGGGACUAUGGGAGAUAUACCUGUGGAGAUUUCUUGAAAAAACAGUCUUCCAUCUUUACUUCGGCUUUUCGUUUUCAUGCUUUGCCUGUUUAUUACCGUUGUCCCAGUAUUCCAUUUAUCAAUGCACAAGGCUCAGGACGAGUCAUCAAGUAUGAUGGUAAUAAUAACGUGUUUAUAAGUAGCAAAGCCAAGCGCAAACUACAAGACUUAAGUUCAUUGCCCUUUGAUGUUUUUAGCUUGCGACAAUCCACCUAACAGGGAAUGUUCCAACAACUUUGGCUAACAUUAUUUAAAGGUUUGUCACAAAUGUUGUAAAUAAAACGUUAAUGAAACAUCCUUAUAACGUUGAAACCUAAAAUAACUUUCUACUAACAUUAGGAACAUUUUCAUGUUCCAACAACCACAAUGUAACGUUUGGAAAAACGUAAUUAAGAACGUAAAUAUGCUAGCUGAGAAGAAGCCUUAGAUUGCAACAAGUGUCCAUUGUGUCGUUCUUUUAGUGCACCCAUGACUCUGCAAUUAGCAGACAAUUAGUCAAAAUUCCCACUGGUUCGAGAUCUAGUGAUCGAAUCUUUAUAUGUGCACACUUUCGUGAUUAGAAGUGCAAAAACAGGGCAAGGCAUUGGGGAAAAGUUUAAUUGAACAUCGAACUUCUUACAUCUUCCCAACCACAAAAAUGGUUGCAAGGACUUCCUACAUGUUGUUUGUUGACAAGUAAAAUAACUAGUGAAUUUUCGCAACCAAAGCUACAGUUGAAAAAGAACGGUCAUUGGCCCACCUUGUUUGUGAUUAUUUGUGUAAAAUCUUGUAGUGUGCGUUUGGCUUAAGUAGAGAUUGAUGUGUUGACCACCUACCUUGAAAUGUAUUGCUGAAAAUUUUGAGAUGAAAUAAUUAGAUAGUACGUUAUGUGUCGGUUAGACGUUCCACACAGUGGAAGACAAAUGGCCCUGUGUUAUAAUAUGCGUUUUUAUUUGUAUAUCAGUUCAGUUUUUUCACUUUGCCAAAAUGACAAUGUCAUUAUCUUAUCUUACCAUUCCAAGUUUACCACUCAAACCAAAGACCUCGUUUUCAAAUACUGUUGGUAACGUACAGUUUAUAACUUCUCUGCUGUGUCAUGUUUUCAUUAUCUGCCCUUGCUUAAGUAUUCUAGCAGUUUUUCCGUUCUCUAGUCCUGUGAUUCUGGAAACAAACCAUUUCUGAGAAACCUGUGAAUUUCAGGCCAACCUGUGCAAGUCAGACUUGACCUUCGACUGAGUCUAUUCAGUCCUGUUGCACGGAGCACCCGCAUCACCCGAUCUGACGCCACCCGGGACCCAGUAAAAUUGUAGCACAAAAUUACUUUUUUUUUUCUUUUUCGUUUUGAUAAAUGUCUUUUUGUAUUUUGCACUGAAUCAAUUCUGUGCUAAUUUGUGCAAUACUGCUGUAAAUAAAAGCUUUUUUCCAACUUUCUAAAUUCAGUCUCAGACAAUCUUUAAACAAUUACCCACAGAUUUGAAUUAAAUAGACUUGAUAAGAAAUUAUGAAAAGAGAUAUGAAAACAAGAUAUGAUAGGAACUUUACUAACUUACUUGGGGGUGGGGAACUGAAACAUUAACCCUUUUCAAAUAUCGGGGUUUGAGAAUGGAAGUAGAUGCAUAGCACAGUAAACUUGAAUGCCGAUGAAUCGGAGACAACAGCAAAUAAAAUUUUGCUUACCCACUUGCUCCAACAGCAAAAGAAACCUCCCAUCCCCCGAAAUCUACGCCCCUGGAUAGAAUGUAGAAUAUUUAUAUUUUUAAAAAGUUUAAAUGCGAUUAGAAUAAUGAUGACAAAUUAUUAAAUAAAUCAAAUAUACACCUUCCCAUACUUUUUCAGAACAGGUUCUUUGCAGUUGCUUGUUCUGCACCUGAUCAGCCUGAAUGCUUUUUUUUAUUACGUUUAUUUGUUUGUGAUCUUUUCUUAAAUAGAAAGGUAUAUGAGAAACUCUUAUUAUUUAAACUUAGACUAUUUAUAUUGUGUGUUAAAGAACUUUAUUUUGUUGCAUUUUGUUCAACCAACUUUGUCAUUCUUUGUCAUUUAAGUGUUAUAAUAUUGAAUCGAGAUUACAUUGAGUCAUGAAUCGCAUAUCGUAUACCGAACAGAAACAGAUAACCAUAUCAUCCCAUCCUUACUUUAUACAAAAAAUGUUUAUAAAAUAUUAUUAAAAGGAAUAUCUAAAGUAUAUAGUUCAGUCGACAGCAUUUGUGUCAAAAUGUUAAUUACCACACAAUUUUAUUUAGACUCAUCCUCCAUUUCUUAAAAAUAAAUCAAUAAAUAAAUUAGCAAAAACCUGGUUAGAGUGCGGCACUUACAAUAGAAGUGAAAGAAGCCAAUCUGUAAACAUUAAAAUACUGUUUCAAAAGUAUAGCCACAAGACAUAAACAAUAUGUGUGUUAAACGAUUAGUUUAUCUAAAAAAUUUAAUUAUCCCAUAAUUUACUCACCCUCAAACUAUCCUAGGUGUAUAUGACUUUCUUCUUUCAGUCAAACACAAUCAGAGUUAUAUAAAAAAAAUAUCAUGUCUCUUCCAAGCUUUAUAAUCGGAAUGAAUGUAAAGAUAAAAGGUGCUUAGAUUUUGAAGCUCAAAAAGCGCAUCCAACCAUAUAAAAAAGUAGCACAUACUACUCCAGAGGGUUAAUAAAGGCCUUUUAUAACUUUAUAAACUAUAAACACUGACUUCCGCCAACGGCCGUCCGCGCGUUCACUGGCUUCCUCUAUCCUCUCCGCGUUCUUCACUGCUCACCGGCGCUUACGCUACGCCUACGUCAUACGCCGGAAAUUGACUCUCUCGUGAACGCGCGGACGGCCGUUACCGGAAGCCAGUGAUUAUAGUUUAUAAAGUUAUAAAUAUGGAUAUUCUUCUUACAAAAACGCAUCGCUUCGCUUCAGAAGGCCUUUAUUAACACCCUGUAGCCGUAUGGAUUACUUUUUUGAUGGAUGGAUGCGCUUUUUUUGGGCUUCAAAAUCUAAGGUACCAAACACUCCCAUUAUAAAGCUUGGAAGAGCCAGGACAUUUUUAAAUGUAACUCCAAUUGUGUUUGACUGAAAGAAGAAAGUCAUAUACACCUAGGAUGGCGUAAAUUAUGUGAAAAUGUUCAUUUUUUGGGGUGAACUAACCCUUUAACAUGACUUUAUUAUGAUAAAAACACUCACAAACCUUUUCUGUGUAAAGAUAUAUCCAAUUUUACAACUUUAUCCCCAUGAGGACUUAAUGCCAUUAACAGUAAAACCCUGAAAUGACUGUAUAAACCAUGUUUUUAAAGAAAAGGAGGGACGAAUCAAAAUUUGUGGUAAUCAACAUUAUGCCACAUCUGCUGUUGAUUAAGCUUAUCUUCUAUUGAACCUGGAAUAUUUAUUUAUUUUUAAAGAAUUUUCUUUAAGAAUUUUUACAUUU
Molecule: messenger RNA, 6338 nt
Organism: Xyrauchen texanus (razorback sucker)
Lineage: Eukaryota; Metazoa; Chordata; Actinopteri; Cypriniformes; Catostomidae
Product: bcl-2-like protein 11
Exons: 4
Coding region: 538-1191 (217 amino acids)
Source: RefSeq, a predicted model, not a curated record